AUGCAACGGCCACGUGGCUUUUCCUCCUACUCUGCCUCCUCAAACGAGACCAUACUGGAAGCAUGCUCUUCUUCGCCUUAUGCCACACACACUCCGGGUCCGGCAGAUGCUGUACGCUUUCCAUUAGACCCAGCAAUCGUGCCGUUGCCUCGAACCUUCACCUCCGGCCCGGAUUCCACCGUCCAGACAGUUCGCCGUAACGAUGACGAUGUUGCGGGAAGGAAAAAGGCCUCAAGCGGGAAGGAGCAAGAUAUUGACAGGAAUAACGCAGCUGGAAAUGAUGAUGAGGAAGAGUCGAUUGACUGGGACGCCGAGUCGGAAGAAGACACCGCCGACAGCGCAGUGGCACCUCAGCCUCGUCAGGUCGUGAAGCGGGCCAAAGUGCCGCAGAACAUGGGUUUCCACUUCGACUGGUGGAUGGCGCGCAUCGGCACCGCGGCGGUGAAUAUACCCCGACCGCCAUCACCAGCACCAUCACAGCUCAUAACAGCGGAUCGGUGGGCUGCCCUAAAGUUGAGCUGGGAUGUCUUGCUGGAAGACAUCAGGCUAGCGAGCGAGCAGAUGCAUCGGGACCGGAAGUGGAGGAUCAGAGGGAAGAAGAAUGCCGCUGGUUGGUGCAGAUGGGGAGCAAGACAACGGAUAGACCACAGGGGCGAAUUCGUCGAGGAACCCGAAGUUGGAUAUGAGGUGGAAAGAGAGGUAGAUGGCCGGACGUGUGUGAUUAGGCUGGGAUAUCGGAGGAACGACGCAGUGGUGGAGGACAUGGAUUUGGACGAUGAAAUAGCUGGUUGUGAUGACACUGUCGCUGGUGAGCAGGGCGCUGGCGGAGAAGAAGCAGCUCAAGGAACUUUGAACUGGCCGGCAGGCAACAGCUGCCAGGACCUCGACGUCGCGAUGGAAGAAGCCCCGGAACCUUGA
Molecule: messenger RNA, 918 nt
Organism: Fonsecaea multimorphosa CBS 102226
Lineage: Eukaryota; Fungi; Ascomycota; Eurotiomycetes; Chaetothyriales; Herpotrichiellaceae
Exons: 2
Coding region: 1-918 (305 amino acids)
Source: RefSeq, a predicted model, not a curated record